UUCAAAACUGUUUCCUUCCGGUGAUAAAACACAGCACGAAACGGUACUUCCAACUCAAAAAUAUGAGUGGUCGCAAAGUCGUCCUAGUCACCGGCUGUGCCAAAGGCGGUAUCGGCUACGAGUACUGCAAGGCCUUCGCCAACCAUAAUUGCCAUGUCUUCGCCUCCGACGUCCCCCAUCGCCUCCCCGACCUGUCGGACCUCUCCUCGGAAAACAUCGAGACUAUCGAGCUCGACGUCUCCUCCGACCAGAGCGUGGCCGCUGCCGUCCACACCAUAACAUCCAAACACGGCCGAAUCGACGUUCUGCUCAACAACGCCGGCAUCGGAAGCCCCGGCCCGCUGGCGGAGCUGCCGCUGGACGCCAUCAGAAAAGCGUACGAGAUCAACGCUCUGGGGCAGCUGAGGCUGGUGCAGCACGUGGUGCCUCACAUGGCUGCCCGGCGCAGCGGCAGCAUCGUGAACGUUGGCAGCAUCGUCGGAAUGGUGCCGACGCCCUGGGCCGGUUCUUACUGCGCCAGCAAGGCGGCGGUGCACGCCAUAUCGAACAGUUUGCGGGUGGAGCUCCGGCCGUUUGGGAUCAACGUGGUGUUGGUGAUGCCGGGAGCGGUUGCGUCAAAUUUCGGGAAGGGCAGCAUGGAGAAAUUGGCCAAUUACGAGUGGAAACUGUACAGGGAAUUCAGGGAAGCGAUCGAGGAGCGAGCCAGGGCAUCGCAGGUGAGUAAGUCGACGGAUGCCUCCGUGUUUGCUCGGCACGUGGCGGAGAAGGUGAUGAUGAGGCCGGCUCCGCCCAAGGAGAUCAUGUUUGGGCAUAUGACCGGUUUCUUCAGGGUUCUUUCUUGGUCUCCCCUUUGGGUUAGAGAUCUCUUCUUUUACAAGCGAUUUAAAUUGAACAGGAAAUUAUAAUUAAAAAUUGUGAUGUGAUAAUUAAAGACUUUCUUUCACUUUCAGAUC
Molecule: messenger RNA, 953 nt
Organism: Diospyros lotus (date-plum)
Lineage: Eukaryota; Viridiplantae; Streptophyta; Magnoliopsida; Ericales; Ebenaceae
Product: short-chain dehydrogenase virD-like
Exons: 1
Coding region: 63-905 (280 amino acids)
Cellular component (GO): endoplasmic reticulum
Molecular function (GO): oxidoreductase activity
Source: RefSeq, a predicted model, not a curated record